GCAUUCCCUCGCAUAAUGUGACAUAAAAAUUUUAUAACAGAUAAAUUAAUCCUUAUAAUAAACAACUUCUUUAUUCAAUGCAUUAUAAAGUUCGAUAUCUUGAAAGUUAAAGAAUUUUUGCACAUUGAAGAGAAUUGAGCUUUAAUGAAAAAUUUGUUUAAUACUGUGAUGAAAAUUCUAACGUAACGUAGAAUAUUUUUGAGAAUAAAAGAGAAAUUUAUCCCCUAUCGUUAAUAUAAUCAUCCUAAAUAUAUUUAGCAUAAAUAAUAUAAUAUAUGCAGAAAUAUGCGCGAAACGAUUAAUCAAAGUUCCAUUAGUAAUUAAUUAUAUGUUAAACGUGUCUCCUCGAUAAUUGCGAAAACAUAGGAUAUAUUUAUAUUUGCAGCCAACAAAGUGACCGAUCAGCGAGAUAGAUGUUAUAACUAUGAUAAUAUUAGAAUAGUAAACGUUUAUUUGCAGCUACUCUCUUUACAGCGGAUUGUCGUGUCUGUUAUAUAGCCACCACUAAACUUUAUUAUGUCGCACUGUCCCACAUUGACUGUGAUACCGUGCCGGAGGUACCGGCGAAUUGCUUAUCGAGGGUGUCGUUCACGCGUGUAGGGAACGUGUCGUAGAUUCUAAAGGGUGCGACUGUAGGACACGGGCACGGAUUCGGAAACGCAUGCGGACGAUCCCGUUGACGGCCACUUAAUAACGUAGUGCAAACGUACGUCGAUCCACAGUGAGGACACGCAUUCGCGGAAAGCCUGGGAGUUGGUAUGGCGGUGGCCGAUUGAAUCGUUAGUAAGAAAAUUCCGAUGCGCUUGUUUUCAAUUCAGAUCUCUUCUCCCAUCGCGCGACCGUCUCGCGUAGCAACAAAUGUCAUGCGUCCGUGCGUGUUAUAGGCAUUGUUUCUUGGUGAGAUUUCCGCGGCAUUAAUAUCGAGUUUGCAUAUCUAGGAGAAAGAAAUGAGACUUCAGCGUUCCGUUAAUUGAGAUAGAAAAUCGUACGUCUUCGUUGCGAGAGUCGCACAGUCGCAAUAGUUCGGCUGAAGCUCGAGAUUGAACGUAACAUGUCUAUGAUAUCCACGAGCGUGGCACAUUGACGCAGGACGCGUAUAAUCGUACACAACCCAUACAUCGCUCCUCCAUCUUCAGUGCCGCCGGUCGUUCAGGAGUUCGCGUUCACGAAGCUACCGAUGAACGCCGGGGAAUUUGCGAAUCUGCAGUGUAUCGUGUCGAGCGGCGACCUGCCAUUGAACAUACGUUGGAGCUAUCCCGGAGAAGAGAUGGGCGGUUCCUCCGGCGUACUCGCGAAGAAGGUCGCGGAUCGCGUUAGCAUGCUUAUGAUCUCGGUCAUCACCGCGAGACACGCGGGGGAGUACGUUUGUACCGCCGAAAACGCGGCUGGAACGGCGUCCCACUCGACCGUCCUCACCGUCAAUGGUUCGGGAUUAUCUGUUCCUAGAGAACACAGUCUUUUUCAUUCUUCAGUUGCGUUUUGUCACCUUUUAUCUCGUCCCCUGCACACAGACACCAUGCAAAUAGCACAAUAGUUGUUCCCCUUCCCCG
This is a messenger RNA of Vollenhovia emeryi, 1550 nucleotides long. RefSeq names its product Down syndrome cell adhesion molecule-like protein 1 homolog. NCBI's taxonomy places the organism in Eukaryota, Metazoa, Arthropoda, Insecta, Hymenoptera, Formicidae. Gene Ontology annotation, molecular function: cell-cell adhesion mediator activity. The transcript has a single exon. The coding region runs from base 1178 to 1534 and encodes 118 amino acids. Gene Ontology annotation, cellular component: axon; plasma membrane. The record is from RefSeq and is a predicted model, not a curated record. Gene Ontology annotation, biological process: dendrite self-avoidance; axon guidance; homophilic cell-cell adhesion.